Messenger RNA from Eublepharis macularius, 2811 nucleotides. It is a transcript of the gene UBA2, whose product is annotated as ubiquitin like modifier activating enzyme 2. The transcript is spliced from 17 exons. Bases 103 to 2001 code for a protein of 632 amino acids. Gene Ontology annotation, molecular function: SUMO activating enzyme activity. The record is from RefSeq and is a predicted model, not a curated record. Lineage: Eukaryota; Metazoa; Chordata; Lepidosauria; Squamata; Eublepharidae. Gene Ontology annotation, biological process: protein sumoylation. Gene Ontology annotation, cellular component: SUMO activating enzyme complex; cytoplasm.
CCUCCUCUCGGCUCCUCAUUCUUCUUUUGCCUCUCCGGCCCUUUUAUUUUCCUUUUUUUCCCGCCCGCUCCGCUCUCCCCUCAGGCGGCCUCCGGGCUGGCGAUGGCGGCCUUGCAAGGGGAGCUGGCCGAGGCGGUGGCCGGCGCGCGGCUGCUGGUGGUGGGCGCCGGAGGCAUCGGCUGCGAGCUCCUCAAGGACUUGGUGCUCACCGGCUUCGUCAACAUCGACGUGAUUGAUCUGGAUACCAUCGAUGUCAGUAAUCUCAACAGGCAAUUUUUGUUUCAAAAGAAACAUGUUGGAAGAUCAAAAGCACAGGUUGCCAAGGAAAGUGUUUUGCGGUUCCAUCCAGGAGCAAAUAUAACAGCUUAUCAUGACAGUGUUAUGAACCCUGACUAUAAUGUGGAAUUUUUCCGGCAGUUUACACUGGUUAUGAAUGCCCUGGAUAACAGAGCUGCCCGGAAUCAUGUGAACAGGAUGUGUUUGGCUGCUGACAUCCCCCUUAUAGAGAGUGGAACUGCUGGCUACCUUGGACAAGUGACCGUUAUUAAAAAGGGAGUGACAGAGUGUUAUGAAUGUCAUCCUAAGCCAACCCAGAAAACCUUUCCGGGCUGUACAAUCCGCAACACUCCUUCUGAACCCAUUCAUUGUAUCGUGUGGGCAAAGUAUUUAUUCAAUCAGUUGUUUGGAGAAGAAGAUGCUGAUCAAGAAGUGUCCCCUGACAGAGCUGAUCCCGAAGCAGCUUGGGAGCCAGCAGAAGCAGAGGCCAGGGCAAGAGCCGUGAAUGAAGAUGGUGGUAUUAAUCGUGUCUCAACCAAGGAAUGGGCAAAAUCAACGGGAUACGAUCCAGUUAAACUCUUUACAAAGCUUUUCAAAGAUGACAUCCGGUAUCUGCUAACGAUGGAUAAACUCUGGAGGAAAAGGAAACCCCCAAUGCCUCUGGACUGGAAUGAAAUACAAAACCAGGUGAACAAUGCAUCUGAACAGAGUGAGCCCUCUUCAGGCCUUAAAGAUCAACAGGUUCUGGAUGUCAAGAGCUGUGCACGCCUCUUUUCUAAAAGCAUAGAGACCCUGAGAACUCAACUGGCAGAAAAAGGUGAUGGAGCUGCCCUUACGUGGGAUAAGGAUGACCCUCCGGCGUUGGACUUCGUCACUUCUGCUGCAAACCUCAGAAUGCAUAUUUUUAGUAUGAAUAUGAAGAGCCGGUUUGAUAUCAAAUCAAUGGCAGGAAACAUCAUCCCUGCUAUAGCGACCACUAAUGCUGUCAUAGCUGGCCUGAUAGUCCUGGAGGGCUUAAAGAUUCUCUCGGGAAAAAUAGAGCAGUGCAGAGCAAUAUUCCUUAAUAAGCAGCCAAACCCAAGAAAAAAGCUGCUCGUCCCUUGCGCCUUGGAUCCUCCAAACCCGAACUGCUACGUGUGUGCAAGCAAGCCUGAAGUGACGGUGAAACUCAAUGUCCACAAAGUGACUGUGUUGACACUGCAGGAUAGAAUAGUGAAAGAAAAAUUUAAUAUGGUAGCUCCGGAUGUACAGAUAGAAGAUGGGAAAGGAACUAUUCUCAUCUCCUCCGAAGAAGGAGAAACCGAAGCAAAUAACCACAGGAAGCUGUCAGACUUUGGGAUCAGAAAUGGUACUCGGCUACAAGCAGAUGACUUCCUUCAAGAUUACACCCUGCUGAUCAACGUGCUGCACAGUGAAGAGCUUGAGAAAGAUGUGGAGUUCGAAGUAGUUGGAGAUGAAGUGGUUGGUCCCAAACCGUCAGAGCAGCCUGCCAAGAACAUCACCAAUGGGAGCGACGAUGGGGCGCAGCCGUCAACAUCCACAGCUCCAGAUGAAGAUGAUGAUGUACUAAUUGUUGAAAAUGAGGAAGAUCCUUCUGCCAAUGCUGACAGCCUAGAGAAUAAGAGCCAGAAGAGGAAGCUGGAGGACGUGGAGCAAGCCAGCGCAAAAAGGGCACGUGCAGAGAUGCCAGCCGAGGAGCACGAUGAUGUGAUCGCAAUAGACUGAGCAGUGGACACGCCAAGGGGAAGGAUGAUGGGGGUGUGGGAAACGUCCAGAACUAGAGUCCGCCAAGGGUCUUGGCUCCAAAAACUCAACCCCACCAGAGAGGCUGCUGGCUUGCAGAAUCUAUACCCGAUCGCGUUCGGUAGCAUUUAGAACUUCUCCAAUAUGAUAUACUAAACAUAGUAGACUUUUUUAGUUUGUUUAAAAAAAGAAAGCUUGAGCAGUCAUAAAAACAAAGCAUGUUUUGUGUAUAUAAUGUUUUGAAGGAUCAAUCCAGAAGGGGAAAUCGAGGCCAUUCCAGUUCAGUGAAGUGGCUUUAUCGUGAGAGAAGUCUUGAGACGUUUCAUUGUAGUUAGGGGUGGAGGAAAAGACAAGCUCUAGCCAUUUUUCACACCUUCAAAGCAAAAAAAAACCUUGACAGUAACUGUAUGUCAUGUUUUGUAGGUUCAGCCGGCCCAAAAUGUACAUUACUGUAAAACAAUUUGCUCUUUCAGUUCAUACUGCCGGAUGUUCGAUGUCAGGAGCAGACUUUGGUGUUCUGUUACAGUUUCGGGUUAUUUAUAUGGGGUGUUUUGUAAAACUCAAAUCCUGCUACUUUACCAGUCACCUGAUGGACCAAAUAAACAUCUGAGCAACUUGCUAUAUAUCUGUUUGCACAGCCCACCUCUGUGGUGGCCUGAGGGUUUGUAAAGCAUACACAGUCUUCGGUUAAUACUCUACUGGUUUGAUUUUAAGCACCCUGCAAGCAUAAGAUGAGGCAUCUUUUAGAGUCAAAGAGGGAGGGUUUUUUUUUUAAUAAAAACAUUGUCGCUG